AUGAAUAAUCUAAGUAAGGGAGGGAAACGGCAAACAGACAACCUUACUGUUACUGAAGUUAGGGAUGUGAUUGGUCCCAACCAUAAUCUGUUGGAGAAGGGUCCCGUCGAAUCUGACACAUUAUUUCAAUCUUUAAUGCACAAGAAUUCAUUGACUUUGAACGUAUUACCUUCUUUAUUAAAAGAUCUUUAUCGUCAUGAAUCUAGCUUGCAGUCGCUCAAAUCUUAUAUUGAAGACCAGAUUUCAUGUCAAACAAAUAAGACCGAAAGGACGCGGUUGGAGAACUUGCAAAAUCAACUUAUAGGACUUUCAAGUCAGCUUCUAGAGUCCACAGAUGUACCGGUGAUCGAUGAAAACAAAUCAAUUAUUUUGACGCUUAUGUAUGGAAGUACCUUUACUGAAUGCUUGAAAAUCUUAGAUGGGCGCCGCAUUCACUUCCAUGUUUGUGAUGAAAACAAUAGCAGGGAUGAACAAGAAGUCGUUAAAUCAUACUUGCAAAACUUAGUGUUGCUAGAAGCCACUGAAGAAAAUCUUAUUUGCAUCAAGGUCAAGAACUACGAUGUUGAAAGAGAGGAGCCUAUUAGAAACACGAGACCUGGAAAUUCUUUGAUUAAUAGUCUGGAAUAUUUUGAGCUUAGAAGACUAGUUGAAAACGCUGGACUCAUAUUUGAUAAAACAGGAUCACUUGCCAUUCCUCCUGUUUCUUUGAAAAGCAGACAAGUAGAUAAAAGCGAUGAGACAACAUCCCCACAGUCAUUCAAGAGAUAUAAACGCAAUAAUCAAGGUGAAUAUACGCAAGACCACGCAGUUGACUUGAGCGCUUGGUAUUGCUCAUGUGAUGACUAUCAAAGAUAUUAUACAUCUAGCAUUCCGGAUGAGCUGGAACUAAACAUGCUAAGUUAUCAAGAAUUGACUGCAAAAUAUACUACUUUAGCAUCGGGGGAGGACAUCAUAGAUAAAUUGUUAGAACGUUCUACAGUUAAACACUUAGACCCCAUUCCUAUCUGUUCUCAUAUCCUUGCUGUACUCAUCAUUGCAUAUAAUCCUAAAGAAUGCAGGAGCUACUCUAUUGCCAAAUGUUAA
Molecule: messenger RNA, 1083 nt
Organism: Priceomyces carsonii
Lineage: Eukaryota; Fungi; Ascomycota; Pichiomycetes; Serinales; Debaryomycetaceae
Exons: 1
Coding region: 1-1083 (360 amino acids)
Source: RefSeq, a predicted model, not a curated record